Messenger RNA from Drosophila elegans, 1805 nucleotides. RefSeq lists its product as uncharacterized. Bases 230 to 1723 code for a protein of 497 amino acids. The record is from RefSeq and is a predicted model, not a curated record. The transcript is spliced from 2 exons. Lineage: Eukaryota; Metazoa; Arthropoda; Insecta; Diptera; Drosophilidae.
AAAAAUCAAAGGCUUAUUAAAAAAAUAUUUUCACUAAAAGUUUUUAUUCUUUAAAAAUAUUAUAAAAAUCCAUAACAUCCACUGAUCUGUUUAUAAAGCCUCCUUUGACUCAACCAUCAACCAAACAGAAAUAGUUCCAUGUUAAAAAUUCUCAUGUUGAAAUUUAAUUUGGUAUAAAACUGAAAAUUCCUCGACUUCCAGUUGUUGAAAAAUAAAAAAAUCAGCAGUCAUGUCCGGGCGGCGAUGUGUAAUCUGUGGCGAAGAGCCGCCGGCGAAAGACGCAAAGGGCAACGAGGCGUAUGCAUAUCCCAAGACGGCGGAGGAGGCCAGGAUCUGGCAGGCCAGUAUGGCGGCCAAGAACUGCUGCCUGGAGAGCAUCCAAAACCAGUGUUGCGUCUGUGUGGUGCACAUUCCCGACUUUGUGAAGCGGGCCAAGAAGAUUGGUCGGCGGUUGAGGACACUGGAGCGGGAAAAGGAGAAGCGACUGGAUGAAAGGGCGGCGGCAGAGGAGGCCAUGGGCUGCCAGUGUCCAGAUGGUGGUCAGCCCGGUCCCGAACGCCCAUCCGUUAAUGUCCUGCUUCUUAAUGGCGCUUCACUGCCCACGUAUUGCGGCAAGGGUCAGUCCUGCGUGGAUUUGCGACCACUUCCAGCGGCAGAGGGCGAUUCGGGAGCAAAGUUAACCAAAUGGUUAAAUCCCAAGGACUCGGACACGGAGAUAUUUGUGCAGGAGUCGGAAUUCAAGGACACCGGCGGGACCUUUCCGGACAUCGAUGGCACCGAGGUCACCAUGUUGCGCGCUCCCAUGCAGGAGGAAGAGGAGCUCGAGCAGCUGCAGCAGGAGCAGCAGGAGCAGCAGGAGGCGGACCAGGAGCAGGACCCGAGUGUCAGGAGGCGCCGCAAUAGCUGCCUGCCCGGCUGCACGGACGUCCUUCUCCUGGGCCGCGGUCACCAUCCCACGGACGAGUGUCCUUGCCGGUGUGAGCAGUGCACAAGGCCCUCUGGCCUUCCAGAAGACGAACCCUGUUGCCAGCCGGAAUGCUGUGCGGGACCGGAGCCGAUCUACCACACCCAACCGCCCUGCGGCUGCGAGUGUGAGCAGCAGGUGCGGCGGGAGCUCACGAAGGUCAUCAAGACGCAGGGUCGCAGGAUUUACGAGCUGGAGGAGAUGCUCUGCCGGCAGAAUAAUCUGCGCAACUGUCUGCAGAGGAAGCUGGAUGAGUUGUACUGUGAAUUUGGUCGCCUGGAUGAGGACGAGGCCAGUCGAUCGCGACUUACCUGUCGGGGAAGCGAACGUGGCGGUCCCGAUUGUGUGGCUGUUUUGAAUCCAGCUAAACCGCCACCACCAUCACCACCGGAACCAAGAAGCGAUCCUCCCUCUAAACGAUCGCUAAUCAGCCGUCGAUUGGCCGUCAUGAAGGCCAAUCAAGUGGAGGAGGAGCAUGCAACGGAGGAGCAGAGACCUUCGUUGCCAAUGGCAGGUGAACGGGUGCACUGUUUUGCGGAGAAAAGGGCCCAUUCCGAGCAGGUCACCCAUCGACCUCGCUGGGUCCAAGUGGCGGAUAAAGGCGAAACAGAAUCGGAUAGCAAGAUUGCUAUUCGAUUCGGAAACAACAGCACCUACCUAGUCCCCAGUGAGAACGAAUCCUUCUACACUUUGGGUCCCAGGUCCCAAAACUCCCAUUCCAACUCCACCUAUUCCGUGUCCAACAGAUCCCGUACUUGAUGAGCCCGUCUGCCACCCACAAACCCCCCUUUGCAUCUCCCUGUCCUGUGCAAUCAUGCAAAUAAAAAAAUAUAUUCUUUUU